UACCCAGUCCAACAACAACGACUGUACUGUAUUUAUUGUGGCGAAUCACUAGCCCCAGCCCCAGCACUAUAUCAUGCAUCGGUAGACAGUCAGUCACCCCUCAUCCAAAGGAAGACUGAUCUAGUACAGAAAUCGAACCACCUCUAGUGACUACUACACCAAUGAAACACCGUAAACCCAGCAACCCUUCCCAACCCAAGCAAACACACACACACACACACACACACACACACACACACACACACUCACAAACAAGCAAAGCCUUCCCAACGCCCAUGCAUACAUGCAUGCACGCAAGCCUGCGUCCGCACCUGCAACGGUCGUACACCCCAUGCACCAUGCACCAUGCACCCUACACCCUACACCCUACACCCUACACCAAGCCCGAACCAAAUCAACUCAAGUCCGAUAAAGCAGACGACGGCGACGGCGACAGCGACAGCAGCGGGGAAAUCUGGGCCCCCCCUCAAAACUCAAUCUAAUUUCCACUGGCACCGGAAGGGCCGAAGAGGGGGGCUUUCCCACGCAACGCAACUACACGGCCAAGGAUAAGCGAGCUGCGAGGCCAAAGGAAUUGAAUUGUUCCUGCGGC
Messenger RNA from Aspergillus brunneoviolaceus CBS 621.78, 592 nucleotides. RefSeq lists its product as uncharacterized. The record is from RefSeq and is a predicted model, not a curated record. NCBI's taxonomy places the organism in Eukaryota, Fungi, Ascomycota, Eurotiomycetes, Eurotiales, Aspergillaceae. The transcript has 2 exons. The coding region runs from base 162 to 482 and encodes 106 amino acids.